Messenger RNA from Suncus etruscus (white-toothed pygmy shrew), 2812 nucleotides. It is a transcript of the gene AHR, whose product is annotated as aryl hydrocarbon receptor. Gene Ontology annotation, biological process: regulation of transcription by RNA polymerase II. The record is from RefSeq and is a predicted model, not a curated record. The transcript is spliced from 11 exons. NCBI's taxonomy places the organism in Eukaryota, Metazoa, Chordata, Mammalia, Eulipotyphla, Soricidae. Gene Ontology annotation, molecular function: protein dimerization activity; nuclear receptor activity; transcription cis-regulatory region binding. Bases 59 to 2554 code for a protein of 831 amino acids. Gene Ontology annotation, cellular component: aryl hydrocarbon receptor complex; nucleus.
AGCUCCUCCUCCGCCUGCACCUGGGCCGCCGGCACCUGCGUCGCCUGGCCCGGGCACCAUGAACGGCGGCGGCGGCGGCACCAACAUCACCUACGCCAGUCGCAAGCGGAGGAAGCCGGUGCAGAAGACGGUCAAGUCAAUCCCUGCUGAAGGAGUAAAGUCAAACCCUUCGAAGCGACAUAGAGACCGUUUAAAUACAGAGUUGGACCGACUGGCAAGCCUGCUACCUUUUCCACAAGAUGUUAUUAAUAAGCUGGACAAACUUUCAGUUCUUAGACUCAGUGUCAGUUAUCUGAGAGCCAAAAGCUUCUUUGAUGUUGCAUUAAAAUCACCUUCAGCUGACAGAAGUGGAGUCCAGGAUAAUAGUUCAACAAAAUUCAGACAAAGCCUGAACUUACAAGAAGGAGAAUUUCUAUUACAGGCACUGAAUGGUUUUGUGUUGGUUGUCACUACAGAUGCUUUGGUUUUUUAUGCUUCUUCAACCAUUCAAGACUACUUGGGAUUUCAGCAGUCUGAUGUCAUACAUCAAAGUGUGUACGAACUUAUUCAUACUGAAGAUCGAGCUGAAUUUCAGCGUCAGCUACUCUGGGCAUUAAACCCUUCUCAAAUUGCUGACUCUGGGCAAAGAAUUGAUGAAGCUAAUGGCCUCCUAGAGCCAUCAGUUCAUUAUAAUCCCAACCAGCUUCCUCCAGAAAGUUCAUCUUUUAUGGAGAGGUGCUUCAUAUGCCGGCUCAGAUGUCUGCUGGAUAAUUCAUCUGGUUUCCUGGCAAUGAAUUUCCAAGGAAGGUUAAAGUAUCUACAUGGACAGAACAAGAAGGGGAAAGAUGGAUCCAUCCUUCCAUCUCAGCUAGCUUUGUUUGCUAUAGCUACUCCGCUUCAACCCCCAUCCAUACUUGAAAUCAGAACCAAAAAUUUUAUAUUCAGAACCAAACACAAAUUAGACUUUACACCUACUGGGUGUGAUGCCAAAGGAACGCUUGUUUUGGGCUAUACAGAGGUAGAGCUGUGCAUGAAAGGAUCUGGAUAUCAGUUUGUUCAUGCUGGAGAUAUGCUUUAUUGCGCUGAGUGCCAUAUCCGGAUGAUUAAGACCGGAGAGAGUGGUAUGACAGUGUUCAGGCUUCUUACCAAAGGCAACCGAUGGACUUGGGUCCAAUCUAAUGCACGAUUAGUUUAUAAAAAUGGAAGACCGGAUUAUAUCAUUGCAACUCAAAGACCUCUAACAGAAGAAGAAGGAGCAGAGCAUUUACACAAACGAAGUACAAAACUGCCUUUUAUGUUUACCACUGGCGAAGCAGUAUUGUAUGAGUUAGCCAACCCUUUGCAUGCCCUGAUGCAACCAUUGCAGAAACAGACCCAAAAUGGUGCGAGUCAAGAUUCUGCUGCCAAAUCAGCUCUCAGCUUGGAUUCUCUUCAUCCCAGCUCUGUCCUGGCGGCCCUCAUUCAACAAGAUGAGUCUAUAUAUCACUAUCCUACUUCGAGUUCCAUGCCUUUUGAAAGAAAUUUUGACAGGGCUCUGAGUGAUUUGCAGUACAGCGCCAUACCACCGGAAAAUGAUCUCCCCACACUUGAGCCAUUGGGUCAGACUCAGGAAGUGAGCCCUGAUAAUAAAAACAGUGACUUAUACAACAUUAUGAAAUACCUGGGUGUUGACUUUGAAGAUAUCAAACACAUGCAGCAAAAUGAAGAAUUUUUCAGAAGCGACCUUUCGAGCGAAGGGGACUUGCAUGACAUUAACGUCGAUGAGAUCCUGACCUACGUUCAGGACUCUCUGAAUAAGACUGCCUUUUUGGGUUCAGGUUACCAGCAACCCCUGGUUCCCAAUGCAGCCUCCUGCAUGGUGCAGGAGAGCCUGCGGUUAGAGCCGCCACCACCAACACCCCUUCAGAAGCAUCAGGCCACGGAGCAGCAGCAGCAGCUAUGUCAGAAAAUGAAGCAUAUGCAGGUGAAUGGCCUGUUCACAAGCUGGAACUCGGCGCAAUCUGUGCCCCUGAGCUGUUCACAGCAAGAUCUCCAGCCCUAUGUCUUUUCAAAAUUACCUGGGGCCAGUCAGGGGUUUCCCUACAAAGCUGAGAUGGCCACCAUGCCUUAUACACAGAACUUUAUUCCCUGCAAUCAGUCGAUGCUACCAGAACAUUCCAAGAAUCUCCAACAUUUAGACUUUCCCACAGGGAAUUUUGAACCUUCCCUCUACCCUCCAGCUACUCCUUUAGAAGAUUUUGUCACAUGUUUACAAGUUAAUGAAAGUACAAAGCAAGAAGUCGUUCGGCAGCCAGCCAUGGUAACACCUCAGACCUGCUAUGCUGGAGCAGUAUCAAUGUACCAGUGCCAGCCGGAGAUUCAACACAACUCCAUGUCUCACCUGCAGUAUCAUCCUACCAUGCCAAGCUCACAGGCAUUUGCCAGCAAGUUUCCGAAUGGAGAUGCUUUAAAUGAGACUUACGCGGCUGAAUUAAGUCCCAUGAGCGAUCCUCGGUCUACUGCACAACUUCAGUCCCUUCAUCACCCCACAGAAGCUAGACCUUUUCCUGAUUUGACAGCCAGUGGAUUUCUCUAAUUCUAAAGUCCCAUGUUCACCUGAACUUUUUCAAGAUAAAUCAACAUACCCAUUUUUUGACAUAGACAUCAGUGUAUGUUGCUCACAGUGUUAUUCCAAGCCCAAGUCUACAAAAUAUCAUCCUGUACACAAUCAUCAUUAAAACAGGAAGUAUGCUGCCACAGGGAAGUAAGAUGUUAUCUUUUUCUAUUUUGUUCUUUCAGUGCAGAUCAUAAAGUGGUUUGGUGCUUCUUUGAAGUCAGUCUCACUGCUUUCUUU